Messenger RNA from Harpia harpyja (harpy eagle), 1582 nucleotides. RefSeq names its product phenylalanyl-tRNA synthetase subunit alpha (gene FARSA). Gene Ontology annotation, cellular component: cytoplasm; cytosol; phenylalanine-tRNA ligase complex. NCBI's taxonomy places the organism in Eukaryota, Metazoa, Chordata, Aves, Accipitriformes, Accipitridae. Gene Ontology annotation, molecular function: tRNA binding; phenylalanine-tRNA ligase activity; ATP binding. The record is from RefSeq and is a predicted model, not a curated record. Gene Ontology annotation, biological process: phenylalanyl-tRNA aminoacylation.
CCGGCGUGGGGAGCGCUUCCGGUCGCCGCGAUGUCGCCGAGCGUGGCCGAGCUGCUGCUGCAGCGGCUGGAGCGGGAGGCGGCGGGGCCCGGCGGCGGCCUCUGCAGCCUGGAGGCGGCCGCCGCGCUCGGCCUCGACCACCAGACGCUCGUGGGCGCUGUCAAGAGCCUGCAGGCGCUGGGGGAGGUGAUCGAGGCGGAGGCGCGGGCAGCCACGCGGUGGGAGCUGAGCCCCGAGGGUGCGGAGGUGCUGCGGGACGGCAGCGCCGAGGUGCGGCUCUUCCGGAGCCUCCCGGCGGAGGGGCUGCCCCAGAGCGACGCCAUGAAGCUGCCCGGCGGCUCGGUGGGCUUCAGCAAGGCCAUGGCCAACAAGUGGCUGCGCCUGGAGAAGGGAGCACCGGGUGGCCCCCGUGUCUUCCGUGCUGUGGCAGAGGUGCAGGACAGGGUGCAGGAGAGCCUGCGCCGGGUGCAGCGGGGGGAGGCCGAGAGCCUGCCCGAACGCGACCGUGCCGAGCUCAAGAGAAGGAAGCUGCUGCUGGAAGUCACUCUCAAGUCCUACUGGAUCCGCAAGGGCAGCGCCUUCAGCACUGCGGUGGCGCGGCAGGAGACGGAGCUGACGCCAGAGAUGAUCGCCACAGGGUCUUGGCAGCAGCGACCCUUCAAGCCCUACAACUUCUCGGCACUGGGGCUGCCGCCCGCCUGCGGCCACCUCCACCCCCUGCUAAAGGUGCGUUCCCAGCUCCGCCAGAUCUUCCUGGAGAUGGGGUUCACGGAGAUGCCCACCGACAACUUUGUGGAGAGCUCUUUCUGGAACUUUGAUGCCCUCUUCCAGCCCCAGCAGCACCCGGCCCGUGACCAGCACGACACCUUCUUCCUGCAGGACCCUGCCGAGGCCCCUGAGCUGCCCGCCGGCUACACGGCCAAGGUGAAGAAGGUCCACUCGCAGGGAGGCUAUGGCUCGCAGGGGUACAAGUACGAGUGGCGGCUGGAGGAGGCGCGGAGGAACCUGCUGCGCACCCACACAACGUCCGCCAGCGCCCGCGUGCUCUACCAGCUGGCCCGCCAGGAGAAGUUCUCCCCAGUGAAGUACUUCUCCAUUGACCGGGUCUUCCGCAACGAGAGCCUGGACGCCACUCACCUGGCCGAGUUCCACCAGGUAGAGGGGGUGGUGGCUGACCGCGGCCUCACCCUUGGCCACCUCAUGGGCACCCUCCGGCAAUUCUUCACCAAGCUGGGCAUCACUCAGCUGCGCUUCAAGCCGGCCUAUAACCCCUACACAGAGCCCAGCAUGGAGGUGUUCAGCUACCACAAGGGACUGAAGAAGUGGGUGGAGGUGGGGAACUCGGGGGUCUUCCGCCCUGAGCUGCUGCUGCCUAUGGGGCUGCCAGAGAACGUCUCCGUCAUCGCCUGGGGGCUCUCACUGGAGCGCCCCACCAUGAUCAAGUACGGCAUCAACAACAUCCGGGAGCUGGUGGGGCACCGGGUCAAUCUGCAGAUGGUCUACGACAGCCCCCUCUGCCGCCUGGACGCCUAGACCCCAUCCUGCCCAGGAGGGUCCCCCCUUAAUAAAGUCCCUUUGUCCA